AUGAGCGCAACAUUUGCUGCCGAUCAAGCCUGCAAGGAAUGCCGGAGGCGGAAGGCCAAGUGCGAUCGGGCACUUCCGACAUGCAACCUAUGCGUCAAGUACCGCCGCCACUGCUUAUACGAGAAGCACGCCCGAACACCACUGACCAGGAAACAUCUCACCGAAGUAGAGGAGAGACUGGAACGUGCAGAGGCUCUCAUCACCCAUAUGCGGGCUCUCAUGCCGACUCAUUCCAGACCGAUAUCUUCAAUGACUAGGCAAAGGACCUCGGAUGCAUCUGCCCCGAAAGAUGAUUAUUCCUUUGACUUUUCAAGGUUGGAUAGGCCAGCCUUGAUUGAUUCGCCCUUCCGUCCGGACCCUGUCUCUCCUGAGCCCGGCAUCGUUCCUCAUAUCGAGGAUGGAGGUGAGAGACAGCCACAGCUACCCGAGACUUCCUUGCGUGUUCCACCAGUCCAUAUGCCAUCCUCAACUAGUUACUCGGACUCGAAUCUCGAGCAUACACGAGCGUAUAGAACGGCCCGUCACCAUCGUCAACCAGUAAACGAUGCGACACACAGAGACAUUAACCUUCUCGAAGCGCACCCUACCGAUGACUUCGAAUGGGACGAGCAAGAUACUCUCACAAACUACUCGGCCUCACCCGAAGCGACACUUGAAGUCGAUAGGAAUGGCGAUGCCGGCACGGAUCCUAUAGCAGACGGCAUGGCCUCGUUGGCAGUCAGCGAGAAGGAAUCGGGAUACCUCGGUGUCGCCUCUGGAGCAGCCCUGCUAAGGCUUCUCGAGCCCUCAACUCCCAAACGUCGAGCUCAUUCGUCGUCCUCGAGGACAGGUCACAUCAAUCUUACACAGUCCCCUCUUACUACACAACUAGACCUUAACAGGCACAUCACAGACGCCAUGAUCGACGCGUAUUUUCGGCUAUACCAUGUCAGCUACCCAAUAAUUCACGAAGCAACUUUCCGAGCACAGUAUGCGGGCGUGAUACCUAGGCCGUGUGGUGACUGCUGGCUAGUUCUGGCAUACACCGUUGCUGCCAUUGGCGUCUAUACCACGGCCACCAAUCUCGAUAACAUGGACAUGCACUUGUUCGCCCAAGCCCGUUCCAUCCUGUCUUUCAACUUUCUGGAAGUAGGAAACCUUACUCUUGUCCAGGCGCUCACACUCAUCUCCAACCAUCAGCAGAAGAGAGACAAGCCCAAUUCGGGAUACAACUAUCUCGGAAUGGCCGUGCGGAUGGCAAUGGGCUUAGGUCUACAUAAAGAGUUUCAAGGGUGGAACAUCUCGCCACUGAACAUGGAGAUCAGGAGACGCGUGUGGUGGUCACUCUGCGUCUUUGAUGUCGGCGCAACCAUCACCUUUAGUCGACCCUCAGUUUGGCCGUGUGAAGGCGUCGAAGUAUCCUUGCCUCUGAAUGUUGACGACAAGUCUUUGACUGCCAUCUCAAAGUCGUACCCUGCCGAGACACGAGAUAUCACCCCCUACACGGCAGUACGAACUCAGGCAAGUUUUCACAUCGCCACGACGCCCAUAUACACAAGGGUCAUCUCGAAGCCACUGCCAACUGCGAACGAGAUGCCCAAGCUCGACCAAGAGCUUCUCGAGCCGUGGCGAACCGGCGUGCCAUCUUACUUCUCCGAGACUGCAACUGUAUCACCUAAGUAUGUCCUCGCUCAUGCCGUCAUGAACUGGAGGUGCAGAAACCUUCGGGUCAUUAUGUACCGACCGUUCGUGAUCCGUCGAGCUCUCCAAGCCCGUGAUAGGAGAUUGGACGAUUCCCCCGAUAACGUUCAGGCUUUUGAAAAGUGUCUCGCAGACGCGAAAGCUACCAUUACUAGCAUCAGCGAAUUCUGGGAACGUAGCGAGAAAAACAGAUUGUCAGCGUGGUAUGCUUUAUACUUCCUUUUCCAAGCAGCCCUCAUCCCCUGCAUCUGUCUCCGCAACGAUCCCAACUCGAACAAUGCCGCAGACUGGCGAGAGCAAGUCACAACAACGAUCCGCUGCAUAGUCGCUUUAGCUCCCGUCAACUCCAGCUCUCCCCGCUGCUACCAAGUCAUCAUGGACCUUUGCGGGAGGUUCCUCAACGACGACGCUGCCGCCGCUCGUGUUCUGGCGGCACACCCUCGGGUGCAAACCGCGGCGAUGUCCGGCUAUGAGCCCAAUACGGUCCCAAUUGGUACACCUGAUCCGAUAGAUGAGAGCCCUCAGACGCAAAUCAACAGCGUCUUGUCAAUGAUGUGGCCCAAUGUCCCCCCGAUGGAGGCCGCCGACGUCGUCAUGGGCGACGAUGCUUGGAUGGAGUUUCUCAAAAGCGGGACAAGCGGUGACGGGGAUGGAGUAUGGUUCGGGAGUUGA
This is a messenger RNA of Colletotrichum graminicola M1.001, 2352 nucleotides long. Its product is annotated as fungal specific transcription factor domain-containing protein. Gene Ontology annotation, cellular component: nucleus. The transcript is spliced from 4 exons. Gene Ontology annotation, biological process: positive regulation of transcription from RNA polymerase II promoter by galactose; DNA-templated transcription. The record is from RefSeq and is a predicted model, not a curated record. NCBI's taxonomy places the organism in Eukaryota, Fungi, Ascomycota, Sordariomycetes, Glomerellales, Glomerellaceae. The coding region runs from base 1 to 2352 and encodes 783 amino acids. Gene Ontology annotation, molecular function: DNA-binding transcription factor activity, RNA polymerase II-specific; RNA polymerase II cis-regulatory region sequence-specific DNA binding; zinc ion binding.